Messenger RNA from Myiozetetes cayanensis, 4236 nucleotides. Its product is annotated as zinc finger protein 628-like. The record is from RefSeq and is a predicted model, not a curated record. The transcript has 9 exons. Gene Ontology annotation, biological process: regulation of transcription by RNA polymerase II. The coding region runs from base 40 to 3804 and encodes 1254 amino acids. Gene Ontology annotation, molecular function: DNA-binding transcription factor activity, RNA polymerase II-specific; RNA polymerase II cis-regulatory region sequence-specific DNA binding. NCBI's taxonomy places the organism in Eukaryota, Metazoa, Chordata, Aves, Passeriformes, Tyrannidae.
UUCCCUGUCCCCUCCGGCAGCGGUUGGAGCUUGGCAGGGAUGCGCAGGAAGGACUGUGCCCUGUCCAAGCCUGACCUGCUACUCUGGCUGGAAAGAGAAGAGCUGAGCACGCUGACGGAGCCGGAGCCAGAGGCAGCGGAUGUGUCCCCAGAGCCAGCUGGAGAGCUGGCCCGCCCAAGCUGCUCCAGAGGGGAUGGGGUGCUGGAGGCAAAGACAACAGAGCCUGGUGACGGGAGCUGCAGGGAGCCAGAGGAGAGCGGGAACCUGGCGGAGGAAAGUGGAAAACUGGCAGAGGAAGGUGGGAACCCAUCAGAGCAAAGUGGGAAGUCAGCAGAGAAAGGUGGGAAGUGGGCAGAGGAAAGUGGGAGCCCUGCAGUCCCGGAGAACUGCAGCACACCCCCCGUCCCUCUGGAAGCUGCUGUCCCAGGGGAUCUCAGCCAGCUGACCCCGGCCCCUUCCUGCCCACUCUCUGCAGCAGUGGAUCAGAACCAGUCUCCAUCAUCUCCCCUCGCAGCAGCAGACACUGAGGUGGGGAUCCCAAUGGAGGUGCCACAGGAGGAGGUCACUGUGGAGAAACCAAUAGUGCCUGAAACAUCCUCAGAGGGUCCGGAAGAGGAGAAGGGUCUGGAACAGGAGGGUGUGGAUUCAGGGAAUGCUGGCCAAGGUCCAGUGGCCGACGUUCCUGAAGGACCAGGAAAGGUCGAUCCUGGCCCAGAAAAGCCAGAGAAGGGCUCCUGCCUGGGCCGGCCGGCAGCCUGCCAGCGAAAUGCCACCCGGGAAUUCUACUCCUGCCCCAUCUGCAGCAAAAACUUCCUGCUGAAGAUCAACUUCCUUAUCCACCAGCACAGCCACAGCAACUUGGCGCCCUACGUCUGCGUGCACUGCGACCGCCACUUCAUGUCCAAGAAGAAAAUCAGGCGGCACCUGCGGGCCUGGGCGGCCAGCGGGACGUGCCAGCCCUCGGAGCCGGAGCCGUGUCCCAACCGGACACCGUGUCCAACCUCCCAGCCCCAAACACAGGUGGCCAACGGGCCGUGCCAGCCCCCGGAUGCUCAGGUGUGUCCUAGGCAGGUGCUAUGCCCGACAUCCCAGCCCCAGGCCUCGGUGCCCAAGGGGACCUGCCAGCCCUCGGAGCCCAGGGUGUGUCACAGUCAGACACUGUGCCCAACAUCCCAGCCCCAGACCUGGGCAGCCAACGGGACGUGCCAGCCCCUGGAUGCACAGGUGUGUCCCAGCCAGGUGCCGUGCCCGACAUCCCAGCCUCAAAUCUUUGUGGCCAAUGGGACCUGCCAGGGCUCAGAGCCAGAGAAGUGUCCCAGCUGGACACCGUGCCCAACGUCCCAGCCCCAAACCUGGGCAGUCAACAGGACCUGCCAGGCCUCAAAGCCGGAGGCGUGUCCCAACCAGGUGCCAUGCCCAACAUCCCAGCCCCAAACCUGGGCAGUCAACAGGCUGUGCCAGCCCUCGGAGCCGGAGGCGUUUCCCAAUCAGACACCGUGCCCACCAUCCCAGCCCCAAGCCUGGGUGGCCAAUGGGACCUGCCAGGCCUCAAAGCCGGAGGCACGUCCCAGCCACGCACCGUGGCUGACGUCCCAGCCCCAAACCUGGGCAGCCAGUGGGAUCUGCCAACCCCUGACUCAGCCAGAGGCGUGUCCCAGUCGAGCGCCGUGCCCGGCCUCUCAGCCCCAAGCCCUGAGCAGGGACUGUGGCGUGGUGUGGGAGAAGCCCAGCCCUGCCAGGUGCCCUCUGUCCCCUGGGAAAAUGCUGUACACGUGCAGCGAGUGCCUGGAGAACUUCUCCAGCCAGAGCUUCCUGACGGUGCACCAGCGCCGGCACUCCGGCCGCCACCUCAUGCUGUGCCCCUGCUGCAACCAGAGCUUCACCUGCGUCUCCGACUUCGUCCGGCAGCACUGGGCACACACGGGCGUCCGGCCCCACCAGUGCGGCAUCUGCCAGAAGACUUUCAAGAGGUUCUCCCACCUCAAGGUGCACCGCAGGAUCCACAUGCGGCAGAACCGGCCGCUCCCCUGCGCCGCCCCGCUGCCCGUCCCGGCGGGAACCGCGCCAGGAGACCGGGUGGGAAGCCAGGGUGUGACCCCCCAGGGGUGCUGUGCUGCUCACCGCCCCGCGUGGGCUCCCGAGGCCUGGCCGGGCGCCGGUGUUGGCGGCGGGGCGGCCCCGGCCAUGGCGGCUCCGUGGGCGGCGGCGGAGCGGCGGCUGGAGCGGCUGGAGCGGCGCGUGGCGGGGCUGGAGCGGGCGGUGCGGGCCGGCGGGGCCCGCCUGGCAGCGCUGCUGGGCGACAACGCCCGCCGCCUCCGCCGCCUGCAGAGACAGCUCCGCCGCUGCCGCUGCGGGGCCGGCCGGGCCCCCCGCCCCCGGAACGGCAGCGGGAACGGCCCGGAGCGCACACGGGAGACCGGCACGGGAAUGGGGCCCGGCGAACCGGGAACGGCCCGCGCGGUGCCAGUGGCGGGCGAGGGCGAGGCGGCCGUUCUGCCGGAGCAGGAAUGGGUGAACACGGACAGCCGGGAGCUCCACGGACUCGCUGUGAAGGGGAAUUACGAGGCCACUGUCCCUCUCGUGGAGGAUCAGUCAGAUCACGUCAGAGGCAUCAUCAUCCCUGGGCUGAUCCAGCUCCCGAGCCCUCCCCACACGGAAUGUGGGGGGAUUCCAGGGCCUGGAAAUGGCAAAUCCACGCUGCUGCCACCGGAUGAGGACAGGGAGGAUCCCGGGAUCCCUGAGCUGCCAGAGAAGGGAGUGGUGGUGGGACAGCUUGGUGAUGGUGAGGUGAUCGUGAUCAAGAAGGAAGAGCAGCAGCUGCCGGAGGACGGGGCCGAGCUCCUGGCUCUGCCCACGGUCCCCGCGGAGAGGCUGGACGAGGAGGUUCCCCUGAGCCAGGAGCAGCCGGUUCCCUGGGAGAGCCACGGCGUGGCUGGGCCCAAGGCGGCCGGGGCGGGACUGGGGGAGUUCUCCCUGGGGGAAUUCAAGCCAGUGGUGGUGCCAGUGGAGGCUCAUCCCGCCCCGGGGCUGCCCUUCCCCAUGGAGCACGCGCUGGGCGCAGGGACGGAGCAGCCGUUCGCCCUUCCGCAGGGAAUGCCGCUGGCAGAAGACCCCGGCGCCGAGGGGGCCUCGCCGCAGCCCGGCUGGGAGCAGCACGAUCCCUGCGCCGCCGGGGACGAUCCCAGGGCGCUCCCGCCGGGCUGGAAGAGCGCCCGGCUGACGCGCAACCUCCUGGCGCGGCAGCAGAGGAAGAGCAACGGCUCCUUCAUCUGCUCGUCCUGCGGGAAGAGCCUGGCGCACCACGCGGCGCUGCUGCGGCACCAGCGCCUGCACACGGGCGAGAGGCCCUUCCAGUGCCCGGACUGCGGCAAGAGCUUCAACGAGAAGUCCAACCUCAACAAGCACUACCGGAUCCACACCGGGGAGCGGCCCUACCGCUGCCCCUCCUGCGGGCAGGGCUUCGUGCAGAAGCACCACCUGCAGAAGCACCAGCGCAUCCACGGGCCGCCGCGGGGCACCUGGCCGGGCCGGCCGGCGCGGGCCAGCGCCGCCGGGGAGCGGCUCUACCGCUGCAUCGAGUGCGCCGAGAGCUUCCCCCAGAAAGCGUCGCUGGAGGAGCACCAGCGCCGGCACACCCAGCAACGGCCCUUCCAGUGCCACGGCUGCACCAAGAGCUUCCGGCACCGGCAGUCGCUGAACCACCACCAGAAGGUGCACGCCGUGGCCGGCUCCCCGGCCGGCAGCUUGCCGGGACACAGGCGGGACCUGGAGCCCUGCGAGGCUCUGGGCCAGGACAGUCGGUAGCUGAGGGCUGGAGGAGGGAAGGCAGCUGGUGUCACAUCACCAUAGGACUUGUGGCACCACCGGGGGCUCCAGGAGGAGGAGGAGGAGGAGGAGGAGGAAGGAUGUGCUGCGUGGGCAGGGAAAGGCCCCCAGGGACUGGUCAGGAGGCAGCAGAGGAGGGUCAGUGGCUGGAGCUGAGCCGGGCGGUGCCACUGCCCCGUGGAUUCAGUGGCUGUGGGAUCCCGGGGAAUGGUGGAAUUCAGGGUUGUUUGAACACUGCCAGUCUGGAGGGAGGUGGCCUGGGAGUGGUCACUGGCCUGGGGGUGGUUGAUGGUCUGGGAGUGGUCAGUGUCCCUGGGAUGGUUGGUGGCCCAGGAUUAGUCUGGAUACACUGAGGGGCCUGGGCCACAGUUGGGAUCAGUGGAUGAACCAGGAAGAGACUUGGAUAAAAGA